Molecule: messenger RNA, 1097 nt
Organism: Chenopodium quinoa (quinoa)
Lineage: Eukaryota; Viridiplantae; Streptophyta; Magnoliopsida; Caryophyllales; Amaranthaceae
Product: signal peptidase complex subunit 3B-like
Exons: 6
Coding region: 242-745 (167 amino acids)
Biological process (GO): protein targeting to ER
Cellular component (GO): membrane; signal peptidase complex
Source: RefSeq, a predicted model, not a curated record
AUAGUUACUUCUCCAGAGUUCGAUUACGAAUUAUUACAAGUCCAAACUCCAAUUUCUUUCUUAAGAGUAGUUAAGACCCAAAAAUCCAGAAUUCAUCAAUUUCCUUUCCUAUAUAAAACUUUCCCAGAAAUCACAAUUUCUUUGUCUGAAAAGUCAAUUUUUUCAAUUCGUUCUCUUAAUUGGAUCCCAACUUCACUUCAAUUUAGGGAUCCGAGAAAAAACUCAGAAUCAAACAUCAAAGAUGCAUUCUUUUGGGUACAGAGCUAAUGCACUGCUAACUCUAGCAGUAACCAUUCUUGCAAUUAUGUGCUGCGUCGCUUCUUUUUCUGACAAUUUCAAUUCCCCUUCUCCUACUGCCAACAUAAAGGUGGUCAACAUUCACAGAUUUCAGAAACUCUCCAGUGGCAAUGAUGAGGUUGCCAUGGUGCUGAAUAUUUCAGCCGAUCUCCAGUCAUUGUUUACAUGGAAUACAAAGCAGGUGUUUGCAUUUGUUGCUGCUGAGUAUGAAACCAAAAAACAUGUACUGAAUCAGCUUUCACUCUGGGAUACGAUCAUACAAUCAAAAGAAAAGGCAAAGUUUUCAGUUAGUAUCUCAAACAAGUACCGAUUUACUGAUCAGGGAAGCAAUUUGCGAGGCAAGGAGUUCAACUUGACAUUGCACUGGCAUGUAAUGCCCAAGACUGGAAAGAUGUUUGCUGACAAAAUUGUGCUGUCAGGAUACCACUUACCAGAGCAAUACAGAUGAUCCACCUAUUGAAAGUUAAGACUGAGGUUUAGAGUUUCUUAUUUAAGGAUUUUAACAUCACAUGUUUAGACAAAAGUUAAAGCAAUGAAAAGAUAAGCUUGUGGACUUUUCAUUGUCAAUUAAAGGUAAAAAAGAAAGCUUUGAAUUUCAUUCUAGUUAAAUAGCAACAGAAUUUUCACAAUGCAAAGCUGAUCUUCACUACUGUCACAAUGAUCAAUGAUAUAAUUUUGGGUAUAUGACCAUAAAAAAUGGUAGAAGCAUGGCCACAAAUUUUUCUUGGCACCGUGAUCACGGCUAAGCUAAGCCUUUGGGCGCUUUUUGGUAACAAGCUAAUUUGUGUUCCUGAUAAAAA